CCCUGGGCCGCGAGGGCGCGCCCGAGCUGCCAUGGCGGCGGGGCCCGGAGCUCCCGAUUCCGGGCCUGCAGCGGCCGCCCGCUUCUUCUGCACGGCGGGCCGCGGUUUGGAGCCCUUCCUCAUGCGGGAGGUGCGGGUGCGGCUGCAGGCCACGCAGGUUGAAUAUGUUUCAGGAAAAGUUUUUUUUACCACCUGCUCUGACUUGAAUAUGCUAAAAAAAUUAAAAUCUGCAGAAAGAUUAUUUUUACUGAUUAAAAAGCAGUUUCCGUUUAAUGUUUCUUCUGUAAACAAAGGAAAAAUAUAUAAUGAAAUGCAAAGACUUAUAAAUGAUGAUCCUGAAAGUUGGUUGAAUGCCAUUUUGAUUUGGAAAAAUCUUCUUGAACUUGAUGCAAAAAAGAAAAGACUUUCUCAAAGAGAUGCUAACCUACUAAAAAGAAAAGUGGGAGAAAAUGACACCAUUAUCACUAAGAAAUUAAAAGCAGAACAAAUGCAAAAGACACAAGAGAGUAGGGAAUGCCAGCUGGAAAAACAAAUAGGAGAGGAAACGCCAGCGCAAGGAGAGUUUCUCACUAACAGAGAAAAAUUUCAACUAGAAGAAUGUCAGACUGAAGCAGCGAAAGCAGCUGGCACCCCCAGCCAGAAAGACUUGACUUUCAGAGUGUCUUGUCGCUGCAGCGGAGCCAUGGCGAAGACCUUUUCUGCUCAGGAGGUAGGAAGAAUCAUUGGAAUUGCUCUUAUGAAACAAUUUGGGUGGAAAGCAGAUUUGAGGGACCCAACUGCAGAGAUCUUUAUACACCUGAAUGACCUUUAUUCCAUCGUGGGAAUUCCCGUGUUCAGGGCUCCCUUGGCCAGCCGAGCUUACAUCAGGACGGCAGGGCUGCGGUCCACCAUAGCGUGGGCGAUGGCCUCCGUCGCUGAAAUUAAGGCUGGUGCAUUGGUUUUAGAUCCAAUGUGUGGACUUGGAACAAUACUUCUGGAAGCCGCUACAGAGUGGCCGGAAGCGUACUAUGUGGGUGCUGACGUCAGCGACUCGCAGCUCCAAGGUGCCCGUGACAACCUGAAAGCUGCAGGCCUUGAGGAUAAAAUUGCGCUACUGAAAGUCUCUGUUGUAGAAUUGCCGUUGCCUCCAGAAAGUGUUGAUGUUAUUAUUUCUGACAUUCCAUUUGGGAAAAAGUUUAAGUUAGGAAAAGACAUCAAAAGCAUUCUACGAGAAAUGGAAAGAGUGCUCCGCGCCGGCGGGGCAGUCGUUCUGUUGCUCGGCGAAGCUCACUGCAGGAGCCUCGCAGCCGACCGAGACAGCAGCGUCCCUCCGAAUUCCAAAGGCGGCCACGCCGACGAACCCGGAGCAGAGAAGUGCCUGAUUCCCGAAGAAAAAACUGGCACGUCAGAGACAGUGUCACCUUCCUUGGAAGCCGAUAACCAAGAAUGCCCACCCAAAAUGCCACCAUUUGGCUCUUUGGUGCCCGUGGAAUGCUACAAAGUUAGCCUUGGGAAAACAGAUGCAUUUAUAUACAAAUAUAAGAAGUUGUACUCUUCUGGACUAGAGCAGCCUGCAUACCGUGUGCCAUGUUCCCGUCCUUGAAUGUCAGGCCUGCAGCAGAAGCGGUUGCCUCCAGGUUCUCGAGAGUGCGCAGAGUUCCGAGUGGACACGUGCCUCCGGAGACAGGGGGCGUGGCUGCCGGACACGGGUUUUUAGCUCGUGUUUCUGCUUUAGGCUCCGAAGGGCUUCGUGCUUCUGACAAAGAACAAUGAAUAGAUAUUAAACUCAAGUGCUCCUAAACUUUGUGUCCUGUGAGAGCAGGACAAGUUCUGCUCUGCCUGCAGAGUUUCUGAGCACCAACAAAACAACAUUUUUCAGGGGUUCACAAAGUGUAUCAAAGUCAUCGCAGGUCGGUGAUAGUUUACCAGAUUUUUUUAAAUAUUGGAACUUUUAUGCUAACUUUUGACAUUAAACUUGAUUUUUGAGCCUGUAAUUUUAUGUACAAU
Artibeus jamaicensis (Jamaican fruit-eating bat) is the source of this 1986-nucleotide messenger RNA. It is a transcript of the gene THUMPD2, whose product is annotated as THUMP domain containing 2. Gene Ontology annotation, biological process: tRNA methylation. NCBI's taxonomy places the organism in Eukaryota, Metazoa, Chordata, Mammalia, Chiroptera, Phyllostomidae. Bases 32 to 1582 code for a protein of 516 amino acids. The transcript is spliced from 10 exons. Gene Ontology annotation, molecular function: tRNA (guanine) methyltransferase activity; RNA binding. The record is from RefSeq and is a predicted model, not a curated record.